CCUUUACAUGCUGGGCUGUGGCUUCCAACUCAAAAUUGGAUUGUGUUCUUUAAAGUGCUGUUGAUAGAAGCCUAUCAGGAGCCCUUUCCUUGUCAAUGAAGGAAUGCCCAGGGGCAUUUGCUGCUCCUCAGUUGAAGAGACAGUGCAUUAGAUGUCACCAGAUGAGACUUCUUUUCCAAUUUCAGCAUUAUUCACGGUUACUGGUCCUGACUCCAUCACUUUCACAGGACAAGCUACCCCAGGGCUCUAACCUCAGAGGAGCUGGUGCAUGAGUUGCCACAGUGCUUUCUGAAACUACCAUCACAAGCCUUCUAGACCUGAGGAAGAGAGGAACUGAGGUUUGCAGAGUCACCCCCAAUUCAGGUGCUUCAGGAAGACAGGUGUAUCCAUGGGGUCUUUGCCACAACCUGGUGAGGUAGCUUACGUCCAUUUACAGAUGAAGAAACCCGAGGCCCAGAAGAGGCAAAGGUCACACAGCUAGGAAGAGACAAGCCUGGACACUCCUAGAAGCUGAGGUUGGAACACUUGAUAUUCCUCUUCAGCCUCAACUUUGUGGGGGUAUAUUACAGGUACAGUAAGCCUGAGGAAAAAUGGCCAAAUAGGGCCAGGGGGAGGCCCAAAGAACAAAAUGGAUUAAUGGUGAAGUACUGUCCUUCAGACAACUCGCUCUUCAGCCUCAAAAGGGCUAGUCUGUGCCUCUUUCAGUCACACAGACAAGUGUGUGGCAUAGCCUCAUACCUUGGCCUCUAUUCUCAAAGAUUAAGUGGUGUUUUGGGAAGUCUCUCCAUGGUUCCCACAUAUACGAGGUUUCACCAGUAGAAACACAUUGGGUGGAUAGCCCUCCUCCAGACUAAAGGGCCCUGUUCAGACCCUAAUAGUCAUUCUUUACUGUAUUGACAGGAAAAAACCCAAAAACUGGGGAGGGACACUGUGAGAGAAGAGACAAAGGGCAGAUGACAAGUCUUAGGCUUUUGCUCUGUCUAGAAAUGCCAUAAAGUGUUUCCUGAGCUCAGCCCACCAGGCUCCUGGUCCUUUGCUUUGGCCCUGGGUUCCAUCAUCUUAGCUUCAACAGUAGAGAUGGGGCCAUCUUGACAACUUCCAUGAUAAGCCCAAGUUCAAAUACUCUGCUACCCUCUGCCAGGGCAUUGCUUCCUUGCUGUCCCCUCUGAAUGUCAGGAAUGCCCACUUCCAACCUCCUGUCUCUGUAGGCCUCACAAGAACCCAUGGGCUCUAAUCUCAUUUCUCCAGCAAGAAAUAGCUGUUGCUCUAGGCUAUGAAGACACUUGCUCAUCAGUUGCAGAUGUCCCCUACGCCAAGAGUGGAUACCUCUAACCAUCAGCAAACUCUGCAGCUGGUAGACACGUGCUAUAGCCUCACCAUACAGGCUUAAAAAAAAAAUCUGGAAUUUCAAAGCAGUGAUCAUAGAUUUAGUGUUGAGUCCUGCUUGGGAAAGAUGCAGAGGCCUACCAGCAUCCCAACAUCAUUCUAAAUCAACAGCCCCAGAGGAGAGGGGACCAGAAAGGAGGUUUGCUUAGAGAUCCUGGUCCUCUUGAGGACUGGAUCAAAAGUGGCACUGAAACUUGAUCUAAUAUUGAAACCAGGGAUAUUAGCAGACACUGACACCCUGGUGUGUCCAUUGGUGCUGGCCCAGGUUAGGGCUGUGGGCAAAGGGUACAAUGUAAAGGCAGACCUGGGGUUUGCUACUUUGGAUCACCUUUGGAUAAGCAGGUAAAAACUCUGGCUGAGACUUGUCAUACUUGCUGCUAAUGUAAGUCUUCUGGCCUGUGUGAAUAUUAGUAGUGCAACAGAUUUGAACUGCCCACAAAACUCCUGUUGCAGUCAGGGCAUCAAUGGGCUUCCCAUCCAUGUGUAAAUAUUGGUGUUUAAGGAGUCUGAGGUUAUGGUAGAAGCUUUGCUCACAUUCAGGACCUGUUCAGGGUUGUUCACCCAGGUGGAUGCCCUGGUAUUCGGGCUCACUAAAGCUAGGACAAUAUUUAGGGCCUCUGAAGGGCCAGUGUUCCAUUGUGGAUAUGCUAAUACCACAGCUAGUGUGAACUUUUGAAGUUCUUGACACAUUGGCAGCAAUCACAGGGCUUCUCACCAGUGUGGGAACACUAGUACUGGAGUAGGUAGCAGCUGUGCUCAAAGCUGUCCCCACCAAGCACAGAGAUAAGGAAGAUUCUCACAUCUGUGCAAACACAGGUGCUUCAACAGAUUAGGGCUAAGGUUAAACUCUUGCCACAGUUCCCACAGCGGUCAGGCUUCUUGCUGGUGUGCACCAGCUGACAUUUAACCAAGUCAGCCACAGUUGCAGAGCUGUGGCCACAGGCCUCCCCAUACUUGAUGCACUUAUGAGGUUGGAUGAGAUUUGGAGCUAAGGUUGAAGCAAGACCCAUUUUGGGAAGGGUCUUUCACCAGUGUGUACCUGAUGGUGCUUAGCCAGACCUAUGUCAGACUUUGAGCAAUGGUUAAGAAUUGGCCUCACUGCAGUUGCUUUGAUGGUAGAUGAAGUCUGGGAGACAGGCUGUAUAGUCAGCACACAAUUCCAGCACAUGGAAGACUCUGGGGACUGCAGGAUAGCUGGUCUUGGCUGGGGCCUACAUAGACGCUGUAAGCUUUGGCAGUACUUCCUGGGAGGCUGGCUGGCCGCUGUUAUACUUAGAAGGCCACACCACUCAGGUGGCACAACUUUACAAUGCAGGGACGAGCUGGAGACUCUUGGAAAUCCUGAUGUCUCUUUUUCUCGCAGCUCUGCCCCUGUCAGGGAUGCUUUCCCAGUUACUUCUGCCACGACUGGAGAGAAACUCGCUUCCUAGAUACCAGCUACUCAAGUUCUCAAGUAUAGACAGAACGAGGGACAGACUUGGACCAAGAGGUUAGCACCGGAAACGGAAGGUCCUCAAACCCCUGCCGUUCUACAAAGUAGCGGCGACCGUUUUCAGUAGGUUCAACCCUGUCAUUCUGAGAGUUCUUUAUCAGCAGCUGCUGUUAGGGAACUUGCCAGUUUUCAGGCCUAGGCUUCUGGGAGUCUGUCUGUCGGCCUGGACUUCGGGGACCUCCCCAUCAUCCCUUGGGGGAAUAGCCACGCUUGACUGGAAGAGGCAAGGGCUAGAUGGGGGGCGGAACAGGCAAGUCAUCCGAAGCAGCACCGCAGGCCGACGCCCUGGUCGGGCCUUGGGAGGCGUCAGUCCACGUCGAGGCCCUGGGAAGUUUCCCACCCGUCCUAACAAUUUAGGCGUGUUAGGCCGGAUGCUGACUACAUAAUCCCACCUUAGGCUUGCACAACGACUAGAUAAGGACCAUUCAAAGUUCCGGGAUCCAGGGCUAACAGCGGCGGCGCUAUUUAAGAAGAAGCAACCGCUAGAAGCCGCCAGGCCACUCCCCUCCGCUCCAGUUCCGCAUCCUCACAGAGAAGCGGCCGGGGCGCGGGGCGGAGCCGGAGGCCCGAGCCAAGAUGGCGGCGGCGAAACCAACCCUCACCGACUCGCUCUCGUUCUGCCUCGCGCAGCUCACAGCGGCCGCCGGGGAGGGUCCGAGUCGGGCCAAGGACUCCACUACCAACGAGACGCCCCUGGGCCGCGCGCUCUUAGCUCUUCGCACGCGCCACAUCAAGUCAGCCGGGGGAAUCGAGCACUUCCGGGCGCGCGGCGGGCUCCGCCCACUUCUCGCGCUGCUACGGCGAGCGGCGGCAGCGGACCACGCCCCGUCCCCGGCAGAACCCGGCUCCGCCCCCUCGCCGACGGAGGCCGCUGUUGCUGCUGGUCCCGCCCCUUGCUCUGGCCCCGCCCACUCCGCUACGUCCUCGUCGACGCCUUCGCCGCCAGUGCGCCUGCGCAAGACUCUGGACUUGGCGCUCAGCAUCCUAGCCAACUGCUGCACCGAAGGGGCGUGCCGAGCUGAAGUGCGCAGACUCGGAGGCAUUCUCCCUUUGGACAAGUUCAUUAAGAGGUCCUGGCUGAUUUCUGAAGGCUACACUUCGGGGUCUGGUGACAUCUCUCCAGACUGGUCUCCAGAGCAUUGUACGCUGCCGGAGGCCCGGGAGCAGACCAGUGCCACCCCUAGCCCAGCCUCAAACUCAACCUGCACGCCCCGCACACUGCGUACACCACGCACAUUGCGCACACCGGGCCGCAGCCCUGUGGCUGCAGCCGAAGAGCCUUGGGGCCGAGAGGGACCAGCGCUGUUGCUGCUGUCACGCUUCUCCCAGGCUCCAGACCCGAGUGGAGCACUAGUGACCGGGCCGGCAUUAUGUGGCCUGCUGGCCUAUGUGACAGGUGCACCAGGCCCGCCGAGCCCACGUGCAUUGCGCAUCCUGGCCCGCCUCACCUGCAACCCUGCCUGCCUUGAGGCCUUUGUGCGCAGCUAUGGUGCGGCGCUGCUGCGUGCCUGGCUGGUGCUGGGUGUGGCACCAGAUGACUGGCCUUCGCCCCGUUCCCGGACUGUGCGCAGAAGCCAGCACCGAGAACUAGGUGAGAUGCUGCUGCAGAACCUGACCGUACAGGCCGAGUCGCCCUUUGGGGUUGGCGCUCUUACCCACCUGUUGCUGUCUGGGAGCCCUGAGGACCGUGUCGCCUGCGCACUGACCCUGCCCUUCAUCUGUCGGAAACCCGCUCUGUGGCGCCGGCUCCUUCUGGACCAGGGUGGCCUCCGUCUCCUACUCAUGGCCCUCACUCGGCCAGCCCCACACCCGCUUUUCCUCUUCUUUGCUGCAGACUCCCUUUCCUGCCUACAAGGCCUGGUGUCUCCCGUGAUGAGCCCAGUCUCUCCCGCUACAGUCGCCGUGGACCAGGACUCACCCUCCCCUUGCCACUAUAAGCCUCUGUUGGGCCCAGCUCCCAACCCGGGGCCUGACCUGCAUUUCCUCCUGGACUCCGGCCUCCGGCUCCCUGCUCAGCGCGCUGCCUCGGCCACCGCCUCCCCUUUCUUCCGGGCCCUGCUAUCUGGCAGUUUUGCCGAAGCCCAGAUGGACCUGGUGCCACUGCGAGGCCUGUCUCCUGGUGCAGCCUGGCCUGUCCUGCAUCAUUUGCAUGGAUGUCGGGGCUGUGGGGCUGCCUUGGGGCCCGUGCCCCCACCAGGCCAGCCCCUCUUGGGCUCAGAGGCUGAGGAGGCCCUGGAGGCCGCUGGCCGUUUCUUGCUGCCUGGGCUGGAGGAGGAGCUGGAAGAGGCUGUUGGCCGCAUCCAUCUAGGUCCCCAGAGUGACCCAGAGUCAGUGGGUGAAGUGUUCCGCCUGGGCCGGCCCCGACUGGCAGUCCACUGUGUGCGCUGGACCCUGGGGCCAGGGCAGUGUCCGAGGAAGCGGGCCCUGGCCCUUGUGGGGCUGGUGGAGGCAGUGGGUGAAGAGGCUGGGCCCCUAAUGGAGGCUUUCUUGGCUGUGGUGAUGGGGACCGAGUCAGGGGGCAAGGGUCCCACCCUUGAUUGUCAGUGUUCCUCUGAAGAGGGCCCUAGAACAGGCUGGUUAUGAAACCCAUUCAGAAGCUGCAUGGAUGUCACCUUCAAGGAAUGAAAAGAGACAGAACUGGAUCCCAGGGUGAUAGUCUGAAGACUUUAAUACUACAAUGUCAAGGCCUCCAGGGUCUGGGCAGGGGGCAGUGGAGAAGAACAGCUCAGGGCUCCAGGUACUUGGCCUAACCCAGCUCUAUGGAAUUGAAAUUAAAACCCUUGGAGUUGGCUGUCCCUGGUGUGUGAUGUUUCUGACUUCUUCCCUGUGGGAGUCCUGUCACCUCUUCCCAGCCAGGCAGGGAUUUAUCCAUACAGGGCAGCCUUGGCAUGUGAGUUUAAUAAGUACUUGUCCAUUGGUUCCUGGAGCCCUGGGGGGGGGGAGGGGCGGUGGAGGUCCCAGGCUUCUCCCUUGGGUCCUGGGGGGAAGUCUCCUUCCUACCCACAGCCACUCAGCAGGACACAGCCUUGGUCAGGAAUGAGAGGACUACUGAGUGUUAGGGAUGUGUAGCUGACGCCUUGCUCUUCUGUCCUGUACCCCUCUGGGGCCAUGUUUCUUAAUGUUGUAGGUCUGAGGGAGGACUUGAUACAUUCCUUGGAGGCUCAAAGGGCCUGUCUUAGUCAAAUCCAGAGAGAGCCAUAGCCCUUGCCAGCCUUCAGGUAAAGGAAGGGCUCACAUAGCUUUGAUCUCCAAAGCAGGUCUACCUCACCUGGCCUCCUUGAUUGCUCAGGUAGCAGCCUGACUUUGAGGAAGAGUCCUGGAACUUGCCAGGGUCUAUGUUGGGGAACAAAAGUUGGCACUUGCUGCCACUGUCUUAAAAACUUCUGAUGGACUGGGGGAUAUCCUGGGCUUCAGUAAU
Messenger RNA from Dipodomys ordii (Ord's kangaroo rat), 6296 nucleotides. It is a transcript of the gene Armc5, whose product is annotated as armadillo repeat containing 5. The transcript is spliced from 5 exons. Bases 3455 to 5461 code for a protein of 668 amino acids. Gene Ontology annotation, biological process: anatomical structure morphogenesis. NCBI's taxonomy places the organism in Eukaryota, Metazoa, Chordata, Mammalia, Rodentia, Heteromyidae. The record is from RefSeq and is a predicted model, not a curated record. Gene Ontology annotation, cellular component: cytosol. Gene Ontology annotation, molecular function: protein binding.